Messenger RNA from Haliotis rubra (blacklip abalone), 1465 nucleotides. Its product is annotated as aminopeptidase Ey-like. Gene Ontology annotation, biological process: peptide catabolic process; proteolysis. The record is from RefSeq and is a predicted model, not a curated record. Gene Ontology annotation, molecular function: metalloaminopeptidase activity; peptide binding; zinc ion binding. The coding region runs from base 2 to 865 and encodes 287 amino acids. Gene Ontology annotation, cellular component: cytoplasm. The transcript is spliced from 7 exons. Lineage: Eukaryota; Metazoa; Mollusca; Gastropoda; Lepetellida; Haliotidae.
GAUGUUGGACCAGGACGUUGCACUCCGGGCUGUCAACUACCUGAGCAGCGACCUGGAUUACGCCCCUUGGAGAGCCUUCCGCCGGGAACUGGGCUACGUGGACGACAUGUUGGAGCGUACGCCACUCUACGGAAUGUUUGAGGACUUCAUGAAGAAGACCGUCGACAUCCCCUUCACAACACUUGGUACCAACAUCACCGAGGAUAUGACGCCUAUCGAAAAGAUUGACAUAGCGCAGAUGGCGUCAGUGGCGUGUAAUUACGACUACAGCGACUGUGUGGAUACAUCAGUGAGACUGUUCUCCAUCUGGAUGGAAGAUGGAACUAACAAUCAAAUAUAUCCGGACCUGCGCAGUACGUUCUACUGUACGGCCGUGAGACACGGAGGUCUUGAACAAUGGGAGUUUGUCCACCAGAAGUAUCUCACGGAGCAGACCAGUUCUGAGAAGGACAGACUGAGACGAGCUUUGUCGUGCACAAGAGAACCCUGGCUACUACAGAGAGUUUUGGAAAUGUCCCUGAAUUCGGAUGAGGUGAAAGGCCAAGACGUCUUGUCCACUGUCACAUACGUGGCCAACAACCGCUGGGGGCGGGAGCUCGCCUGGGACUUUGUCAAACAUCACUUUGCUGAACUGGGUUCUGCGAUAACAACCCGAUCAGGACUGUACCGAAUAAUCCGGGAGAGUUCUGAGAAGUACAACACAGAGCAAGAGUACAAGAAGGUGGAGGACUUCAUGAACAGCGGCGAUGAUGUAUCCGAGGCGGGGACGGCGUUUAAGGAAGUUCUGGACAGAACAACAACAAACAUCAACUGGCUGAAGAAGAAUUACGGAGUGUUUGAGACAUGGCUCAAGUCUCAGAUAUAAACUCGCCUUAAAUGUCUUCCAGGUCACGGAUCUUGCAGUGUUAACAUUAAACGUGAAUCGCUAUGUGUCGAAUAAGUUUGUAACCUCAUGGGCGAAAGAAACCCACCUCGCUUUUUUAACAUGUCACAAAACAAACUCAGAUUUUGGAAAUUUAACAAUCAUAUUUGGAAAAAUUAAUGGAUUUACAACAUUCUGAAUGACGAAAGAGUAAACUACAGAUAUGAAUAAUCACUUAGUGUACGAUAAGAGAUUAAAAAAAUAAUUUUGGUGACGUUUCUUUCGCCCGUGAAUUUAUAUAUGUUACAGUCAAUGUGUAGAUCAUUGAAACUUGCGUGAUAUUUGCCAGCAAUUUGUACAUUCCUGAUUGAUUUAGGCGAUUUAUAGAAUACUUAAAUAUGUAAGUUUCAUUGAGUGACCAAACAAUUCGUCCGUGUAUUUGAGUGAUUGAAUGCAAAUUAUGAUGAGGAUAUUGCAGUUCUUAAGAUGUUGAAUUUCUUCGCCAAAUAGCUCAAAAUGAUAAGGUUUAAGAUAUAUUGAUACCCACUAUAUGUUCAUGUCUUUAUUGAAAUAAAAUGACAAGAAGUCCACUCUUAACCUAUG